AGUUGGUAAACAAGAAAUUACGUUUCGCAGCGGAAUCAAGGCCAAUGCCAUCGGGGUUCUACACAGUUUGACGGGUUGUGUUGUGGAAAGGCCAAAUAAGUUUGGUUUGGUGAAACCUUGCGCUUCGGUGGUACUAAAUUGCAGGAAAAAAUUAUCUACCGUUCCAAAAGCAGCCAAAAGAACUUUUCCCGCAAAACGGUUAACCCGAAUUGGAAACAACAUGCCGAUGUUAAGGGAGAAGAUGGCCAAACUGGCCGGCGGUGUACAGCAAGGCAUCGCGUGGUUUAAAGCCGGUGGCAUCAUCAGCCCGAUGGUACUGAUCUACGUACUGCACAUGAUCUGGCCCGAAUUUCGACCAUUCAGUAUUGUGUUUGUGAUUGCGAUUGGAUUUCUCUGGGAUCGUCCAGUAAUGGAACAGCGGCCAUCAAUUAAAACUUCCCCAUUGGGUGAGAUUUGUUCCAAAGUUUGGGAGCUUCGGACGACCCGACCGAUCAGUACCGUGGUGGGCAGUGUAGCAGGCCUGCUAACGCUUAUCUACCUAGUUUGUAACGUAUUGCCGCUGUGGUUGUCCCUGGCAAUGGCCGGUUUGCUCGUGUACUGGGAUCGAUGGCAGCUUAGCGUUGCAGGUACGUUCAGCAAUCCACCAAGUUUGCGCGACACAAUGACAGAGCAGGAGAUUGACGAGUUCGUGCCCGAACUGACGGAAGUGAAUCGCGUACUGUUGCAGGAGGUCGGUGAGCAGGGUGCCGACAUGAACCCCUUAGCGGAAGGAUUUACAUCCGGUGCGAUCGGCAAAAACAAAGCCGAAGAAGAUGAAGAACUUUACCUGAAAACGCUCAUACCGGAGGCGAGCAGCAAUGAUUUUGAAUCGGCCGAACUGAGCGGUUCCAGCAGCGAUGAAUUGUUCUGCCCCGAAGGUCCGGUGGUAAAAAAGACACCAUCCGGACGGUUACAUGCGAAACAUCACGCGGAAAAACCGAUCGAGUUCAAGAGCAGCCAUUUUAAUGCGAACAGCUCGUCCGACUCGGAUGACAAUAUGUCGCGGGGUCUUUGCUUUAAUGACGAAAGUGAUGGUGUGAGUCGACGCACCGCUAACAGCAGGCAGCAACCGGACGUGAUGAUGAUGAUGAGUGCCGGCAGCCUCGCCAGCAGCGUCCUGAUGGACACGAUGUGCAAACGCUUGCUAGACGUUGGUGCGCUUCAGCAGCAAACGCAGCAACCAGGCAGCUUACUUCAGUCGGUUGGUUUCGAUCAACGAAAUCCGCUGAUCGCCUCGAUCGGUAGCACGAUACAGGCGCUACGGGGGCAAACGGUACAAGUGCCGGAAGAGGAAGACGACGAAUCGACCGAUGCGGACGAGGAUAGCGAUUUCGAAAUGCUCAACUCAGAGGAACUGAACAAUUUAUGAGCAUGAGGCUCUGCUUGCCAGGGUUUGUCAGGGCGUACGAGGGUAGAAGUAAUGCGUUCGAAACGCAUGUGUUGGAAUCUUUAUUUCCAACGUUUUAUUUUUUUUUUGAUCGCUUAAGUUGUUACCGGUUUGACCCUGUUGCCAUCCCCAGAAAAAAGGGCUACCGAAGUGCCCUUUUUAUUUAAUUAUUUGAACUAUGUGUUAUUUUUUUUAAUUUAAUCAAUCUAGUAUUUAAACACCAUUUUGCCGCGGAUCCAUCCGUACUACCUUACACUUCUAUUACUUGUUCAAUUAAAACACUAUUUUAUCCUACACGGCUAAAUGGCGGAACCAAGGCAGAAAGGAAGCGCGUUUAAACAAAAAAAAAACAGAAAUAAUUUAUCUUACCAGAUUAUGUUAGUGUGACUAGUUUGCAACUCUACAUCGAAUGUAGCAGGUAACAAACGUAACCGUUUUUAAAAAGCAUAUUACGAAAACACAGCAGAUUGUGUGUUGGGUUCAAGGAUAUUAUUUUGAGUGUAUAAAAUUUAAUCAUUUUAUUUCAAAUUUUAGCACCAACGUGCGCGUUCGUGGACGAUGCUCAAAUUUGCGUUUCGACCGGAUGGGAAGACAAAAUUAAUUUAGCAAAAAAACAAAAGAAAAAAAGCAUUACAUGCAUGGAUGAUACGCGUUUGGCCCGAUCGGUUCUCGGCGAUCGUUACCGGAGUUUAAAAAAAUGUUUUCCAGUCUAGUCUAACUUUAUUAUAUGAGUGCAAACCAAGAAAUGUAUCGUAUGAAUUUACUCAAACAGCAGUAGAACUAGUAAAAAAAAACAUUGUUGGACAAAA
Molecule: messenger RNA, 2235 nt
Organism: Anopheles funestus (African malaria mosquito)
Lineage: Eukaryota; Metazoa; Arthropoda; Insecta; Diptera; Culicidae
Exons: 5
Coding region: 221-1408 (395 amino acids)
Source: RefSeq, a predicted model, not a curated record